AUGUAUAAUUUAAAUAUUUUCAAAAGGAAAAGGCAAAAUAGAAAAUUUAUAUUAUCAUCAAUAUUAUCUUGUUCUUUGAAUUCUUCUUCAAUUAAUAACUCUUCUCAUUUAUUAAUAACAGUGUUCCAAUUAGCUUUUGAAGAAGUAUUGUUAUUUUUGUCACCAUUAGUAUCAGUUUCUUUAGAAGUUGAAGAAACAAUAGGAACUGGAUUAACAGAAGAAGAAAAAUGA
Cetraspora pellucida is the source of this 231-nucleotide messenger RNA. NCBI's taxonomy places the organism in Eukaryota, Fungi, Glomeromycota, Glomeromycetes, Diversisporales, Gigasporaceae. The record is from the annotation of a GenBank genome assembly.